Molecule: messenger RNA, 2097 nt
Organism: Colletotrichum graminicola M1.001
Lineage: Eukaryota; Fungi; Ascomycota; Sordariomycetes; Glomerellales; Glomerellaceae
Exons: 10
Coding region: 1-2097 (698 amino acids)
Biological process (GO): regulation of DNA-templated transcription
Molecular function (GO): zinc ion binding; DNA-binding transcription factor activity, RNA polymerase II-specific
Source: RefSeq, a predicted model, not a curated record
AUGAGCACCAUGACCGAAGCUGAGGCGCCUCCAAUCCCGGUCUCCGGAGCCAAGAAGAGGUUCGCGACGCCUCCCGUGAAGAUUGCCUGCCUUGCUUGUCGAGCAUCACGAACGCGAUGCGACGGAUCGACACCAUGCGCUAGUUGCAAAAGCAGAGGACGUGACUGCGUCUACAAGCCUAGUCGGAGAGGCGGCGCCCGUGUGAGAAGAAAGCCGCGGCCGUCUGAGGAACUGGCCCAGCAGGUCCGGGCCCUCCAUGGCGAGAUGCCCCUUGACGAGGUUGCCCCUCAAAACUCCAUCUCUGUACAAAACUACAUCGACCCUGGUGCGGGCCUGAAGCAACUGCAAGAUAUCUUUCAGGAUAGCGACUUCAUCUUCGACACCCUCUUCUUGUCCGGCGUACCCGGGAGCACCAGUGGCGAGAGUGCUUCUGAACAUUCCUUCAACUUCCCAGCACCCCCGAUUCCGGUUGCGAGAACAUACAAGAGCGACCAAGCCAUCCUGGACGCCUACUACAUCUUCAUCCACCCCUUUUUCCCUAUCCUGCCGCCCCCUGCCGGCUUGCCUAUGGACCAGGCGGUGCCGCACUUUCAAAACGACACGGACAGCUUCGCCGAUGACUAUCAGCCGUCGACACCCCUCACCCUUGCCAUCUCCGCCAUUCUUGCACUGAUCCCCUGUGCCAACGAUACCAACCACCUCAACAAGGAGUCUGUCGUCUUUCGGCGGAGAUAUGCCCAGUUCCUGGCCCAGUCCUCCGUCGAGAGCAUCGAGCUCGAGUCGGAAAUCCCGGAUUCCUCCGUCGAGCCGCCAAAGGCACUCAGUGAGUCCCCCGCAGAGGACUUCACCAGAGAACAGUUCCAUCCCGGCGUGCCGGUAGAGCUGGAGAGCAUCAUCGCUCUCGACAUUCUCAGCGUCUACGAGUAUGCGCAAAGGGGCAACCUGAAGAAGAUGCAGGCUAGGGCGGGCCAAGCCCUGGUGUCCGCCAUGUCCCUGUCGCUUCACACCUUCACCGAGGAUUGCGAGUUCUCCGAGGCCAAGCGCAGGGUUUGGUGGAUGACGUACAUCUGCGUCUGCCAGGGAUCCAUCGUUAGCAAUACCGAGCCCACCUUCUCAGUAUUCACGCCCAGCUACACAACCAAGUACCCCGUGAUACAAUCGGACCCCGAGGCCUUUGCCCUGUACAUCCAAGCCCAGCAGGCGAUUCUCUCGGCAACCCAGUUUGUCAUUGAGCUCAACAAGACGGUGAAAUCCGGGGGCGAUAUGACGUCCAUCUACGCGCGGAUGAAAGAGAUGGAGCAGUAUCUCGAGCCCCUCAAUGCAAUGGCCGAUUCUUGGAUCCUGCAGUCGACGACAACGACGCCGCUCGAUCCUACAGAAGAAGUUCUGUCCCGCUCUUUGAGGUGCAUGGCUCGCAUCAAGCUCAACAGUGCGCGGAUCAAGCUACACCGAUACUGCGCCUUCUUUGACAUGCCGGUCUUCUCUGGGAAGCACUGCGACCUCAAGUCCAGGUCCGACAAGGAUGGCAGCGGGGAACUGCGGUCCUGGCCAUCAUGCUCCUGCAGCUCCAUGAUGAGCUUGCCGUCACCACCAGUGCUCGCAUCAAGCGGGUUGAGCACGCCGCCAGAUAAGAAAUCCCCUUACUCGGAACACUCGCCCAAUGAGGCCUCGCCGGCUACGUUCCCUUUUAGCAGUCAUCAGUCGGCCAAGAUCUGUCUCAAAGCGGCCAUCAGCAUUGCCCAGUCGUUCGACGACCUCCCGUAUCCCAACCCGUUCGGCCAGCUCUGCCCUCCGCCGUGUUAUCUGGCACCCACUUCGACGAUUGUUUGCCCGAGGACCAUGCCCUCCUUUGCUUGCUGCGCCAUGCAGUGCGCCUACGCGCUGCUAAUGGUCAACCACAAGACAAGGGCCAUGUAUCCGGAGAACGCAUUGGCCACGCCGAUGGUGGAAAGCCUCCUGAUGCGCCUGCAGACGGGGCUGGCCUCCAUCUCGGCAACGCUGGAGAACUACGCCACGGCGUUUGAGGCUCUUGGCGGGAUGCGCGACCAAAUUCGGAGCGUAAUCGAGCCCACCAUGAUGUUUGACACGCCAAUCUAG